AGACACAGAGGAUCCACUCGAUCUGAGGGGAGCAGCAGGAGAACCAGGCAUAAAGCUGGUGAUUAGCACCCACGCUGGGAGCCUGGAGCCCACCUCUGUGCCAGGACAGAGAGACCCAGGCUCAUUUUCAGGAGUCCACGUGGGAGUUGUUCUGUGUCACCACACCUGGGGACCACCAUGUCGGAGCUGGAAUCCCUGCUGCACAGCUUCCUCAGGGUGCAGCCCAGUGUCUUUGGGGCGGUGCUAGUGGUGGUGGGGCUGCUUCAGGUGGCAUUCGGAACCAUCUUCGUCAUCGACAACUGCACUUACACAGAUGGUGUCGGCAUCCACUUCUUCCCAGGAAUCCUGUUAUCCUUGGCUGGCAUCAUUGCCAUCGCUGCUGACAGAGCACCUAGCAUGGCCCUGAUGAAGGCCUGUCUGGUGAUUCAGAUCAUUGCUGCAGCUGUUGUCAUGGUGAUCAACUUCCUCUACCUGAGGGACCUGCUCUCCUAUCUCAGUUUUGCCUGUGAUCUCCAGGACCAGCUCCAGAACUGCCGUGUGCACGAUCAGAUCCUGAUCUACUGCACAGGCAUGCGGGGCAUUGCACUGUUCACAGCAACUCUGGGGUUGUGCCUCACUGUUUCCCUGGCAGCAUUUGGAUGCAAAGCUGUCUGUUACCAGAACUCUGAAGAUGAUGUGCCCAUUGUUGCCCUUAGCUCUCAUGAGGUAAAAGCAGAUCCUGAAUGAGAAGGGUGCUCUUCGUGCCACCAGCCUGAGUGACACCACCAGACAGCUCCCUCAUGGAGAUGCCAGUGGUACCCCUGCCCCGAGCAAGUGCUGCUUCACUUG
This is a messenger RNA of Gopherus evgoodei (Goodes thornscrub tortoise), 828 nucleotides long. RefSeq names its product membrane-spanning 4-domains subfamily A member 4A-like. The record is from RefSeq and is a predicted model, not a curated record. The transcript has 7 exons. The coding region runs from base 178 to 726 and encodes 182 amino acids. Lineage: Eukaryota; Metazoa; Chordata; Testudines; Testudinidae.